AUGGCAGUAGUCGUAUACGGAAAAGCAAUCAAACACAACUUCCCGGUGCGGAUCGGGCUAGCCAAGACCAUAUUUGGGAUAGGCUACAGCACAGCUUCAAAGCUAAUGUCGAAAAUCGGCAUAUACCCCAACUGCAGAAUGAACCAGCUUACAGAGCCGCAGAUCAUGGAGCUUAAUAAGGAGAUCUCGCUUUUGACAGUAGAGGGCCAUCUCAAGCAGAAGAUCAAUAAUGAUAUCAAGUUGAAAAAGGAUAUAGGCUCUUAUGCUGGUUCGAGGCAUGCGUUGGGAUUCCCUGUGAGGGGCCAAGGUACACGGAACAACGCCAGUACUGCGCGUAAGCUUAAUAAAGUUGAGCGGUUCAAGCUUUAA
Lodderomyces beijingensis is the source of this 369-nucleotide messenger RNA. Lineage: Eukaryota; Fungi; Ascomycota; Pichiomycetes; Serinales; Debaryomycetaceae. The record is from the annotation of a GenBank genome assembly.